Messenger RNA from Aspergillus uvarum CBS 121591, 1361 nucleotides. RefSeq lists its product as uncharacterized. Lineage: Eukaryota; Fungi; Ascomycota; Eurotiomycetes; Eurotiales; Aspergillaceae. Bases 334 to 912 code for a protein of 192 amino acids. The record is from RefSeq and is a predicted model, not a curated record. The transcript has a single exon.
CUCCUCCAGAACCCUCUGCCGACUCCCCUCCGCCAUAUUUCUUCUCUCUACCUCCCCCCUCUCCUCAUUCUAGCUCUCCCUUCUCUUACUUUCUUCUCUCCAGAUUUUCACUCCAGAUCACUCCAAAGGAGCCAAUCGUUACGCCUUCAAGCCACUCUCCUCCUAGGCAUUGUAUCCACAUCUACUGCACUGCACUCGCACGCGCGACUAGCACCUAAUCACAUCCAAGUAAUUGAGUCACAUCUUGACACUCCCACCUAGGGAGUAUUCAUUCAAAGUGAUCUUGAAUCAUCCUCAUCAUCAUUCCUAUUAUACCAACCGUACAUCAGCACAAUGGCGGUUACCACCAUCGAUAUCAUCCCUAAGACCUCUUCCUCUCCGCUGUCCUCCAACAACCCCUCCAUGAAUAAGCGCUGGCCUCCUCUUGCCGACAAGACCUCCCUCCCCUACAAGCUCACCACCCUGUCACGUCAGAAAUUGGCCCGCGAGGCCACUGCUCCCGACCCGGACAUCCGUCGCUGCCUCGGCCACUUCCGCCUGCACUGCCGGUCCAUGGAAUGGGCGCAGAAGGACAUGUCGACGCGCAUCAACUCGUUCGAGAUGGAGGACGACGAGUCCGAGGAUGAGGAGGACCGGGACGACGAGAACAAGAAGCUUCCCGACGACCGCAAGGACGAAGACCAGACCACGAUCAAGCCGGUCUCCACUGAGGCCGCCGACAAGGCUACCUCCGAACUGGAGACCACCACAGUCCACGUGAGCUUCCACGUCUCGGCGCCCCCGGCCGCCGAUAAGGAGAAGGAGAAGGAAGGCCUUCUCGAGAAAGGUCGCAACUGCUUGGAGAAGACAGUGCAAAGGAAACACUUCUGGCCUUCGCCGGGUCAGUGUCUGCCUGUUCGGAUUGCAGGUUGAUUUUUUUCGCCGCUAUCAACCACUCAACUCAUCUCUCAACUCACCCCUUACCUCGACAUCCUGUCUUCAACACAACUCACCUCUUCUCUUACCACUCACAUCUUGAAUCCGAUCAAAACCCCCCGAAAACGCUCCACAAAGCCACCUCAACCCACCACCUCUAUAAUCUUUAAUUACGACGCCACGAAGCCACGAUUUUCAUUAUUUUCGUUUCAACCUGUUACCACCACCAUCUAUUCAUCUAUACAUAUAACCAGCGGAGUUCGAAUUUCGAUCAUCAUUUUUCAUUCUUGAACCAUGGACGGGUUCCAUUACUAGCUUGGCGUUGGUGUGCAGAGCUAUUUACAUGAUCAACGGUGUUAAUUGCAAGAAAGGAUCGGAGCACAGCGAACUGGGAUGCGGCCAGACAUCACAGAGCAUUGGAUAUGGAUUGGGCAUGUAUUUUUUUU